Messenger RNA from Rubroshorea leprosula, 755 nucleotides. NCBI's taxonomy places the organism in Eukaryota, Viridiplantae, Streptophyta, Magnoliopsida, Malvales, Dipterocarpaceae. The record is from the annotation of a GenBank genome assembly.
CAUGCAGCCAAGGAGGGUUUAUUGAUGAGGCCUGAAAAUAUUUCUCCUCCAUGAGCAGUGACCAUGGAAUUUCCCAUGGAGAAGAUCAUUAUGCAUGCAUGGUAAAUCUACUUGGCCGAGGUGGGCUGAUUAAAGAAGCAGAGGAGUUAACAUUGGCAAUGCCAUUUAAACCCGGCAUGCUGGUUUGGCAAACCCUGCUUGGUGCUUGUCAACUUCAUGGGGAUAUUCAAACUGGGGAACGAGCUGCAGAGCAUGCAGUGAAUUUGGAUAAAAAGCACCCUUCAAGUUAUGUGUUGCUAUCAAACAUGUUUGCUGGCUUGAACAAUUGGCAUGGCGUGGGAGAUUUAAGAGAGCUAAUGGAGACCAGUGAUGUAAAGAAAAUUCCAGGAUCCGGUUGGAUUGAGGAUCUGAGAUAGAAAAAGACUUCUUGAUCCAUCCAGCAUACUGGAGAUGGCCGUCUAGGGAGGGAUUGCUUAGUCCGUCUCGCAUACAUUUGUACCGCUCCCAAACAUGCAAUGAUCUUGUCUAAAGGCCGAGGAAAGGAAACAUGUCAUCCCCAUUGGAGUUAUAGCCUACAAGGAAUGUAACCGUUUGAUAACAAACACGAAAGUCCCAAAAAGAUAUACGAAACUGAGAACUCCCAGGCUUGUUUCUUAAGGCCGAAUAUAUAUAUGGAUUUGGUUUAGUGGAAAAUUCCUCAAGUGGAAGCUGCAUGGGAUUUGCCGUAGAGGAGAGCUUGGGAUUUUUUUUUUUUC